AUGUACGGAGACUCUGGUGCACCUCCCGUUGACCCUUACACUGAGGCCUACAGUGAGCCGCCGCCGCCGGCUCCAGGGCCAGACCCGCGCGACCGCGACCUUCCACCACCGCGUGGCCGCUCCCGCUCUCGCAGCCCAGCGGCGCCCAAUCCCUCUAACGUGUUGGGAGUGUUCGGCUUGAGCAUCCGUACUACGGAGCGAGACCUCGAUGACGAGUUUAGUCGCUAUGGCCGUGUCGAAAAAGUGGUCAUUGUAUAUGAUCAGAGGUCUGACCGUUCCCGUGGGUUCGGCUUCAUCACCAUGUCCACUACGGAUGAGGCUGGUCGAUGCAUUAAGGAAUUGAAUGGAGUGGACCUCAACGGCCGUCGUAUCCGAGUCGACUACUCCGUGACGGACCGCCCUCAUGCUCCUACCCCUGGUAUGAGCGACCUGAUGAGCCUCGCGACCGCCGAGAACGUGACCCCUACCGCCGUGAUGACAGGGAUCGUGACACGUAUGGCAGAGACAACCGUGACUGGCGUGACCGUCGUAGCCCGCCUCCGCGCCGUUACUCCCCGGACUAUAGAAGACGCAGGAGCUACUCCAGAAGCCCUCCCAGAGGCAGCAGCCCGACAAGGGCCCGGGACUACGAUGCCCCAUCCUCCAGCGCACUGCCUCCCAACGGAGAGCCGCCGCGCUGGUAAAGAUACCGGGGAUUGUGGGUUGUUUCUUGUAAAGGGCGGCCCACAGGCAGGCCAAGUUGGCAAGAGCUCAUUCGUUAAUUCGUUGUUGGGGAAGGCCGCAUUGCCCACGUACAAGCUGUCGUCUUCAUCGCCAGAUGGCCCGACCACAACGAUAUAUCCACAAGAGGUGUCGUUGGAUGUCGACGGGAAGCAGGUUCGCUUGAUUGACACACCAGGCCUCGCAUGGCAAGCUGUAGAUGAAUCCCCGGGGGUCAGAGAACGAUCGCGGGCACGGGACAUCCUCACGAGGAGCAGGGGACGCAUCGAGCGACUCAAAGAUCCGGCAUCCGUUCUCGCGGAGUUGGUCUCGCGCGCGAACAAGGAGGAUUUAAUGUUGUUCUACAACCUUCCUGCCUUCGCCGACGGCGAUGCGAAUGCAUUCCUCUCAGGAGUUGCGCGUUCGAACGGACUCAUUAAAAAGGGCGGCACCCUCGACCUCGCAGGGGCGUCUCGGAUCGUCCUGCGCGACUGGAGCACUGGCAAGUUCCCCCGCUACACCGUGCCCCUGUCGACCACGCCUACAUCCACAUCCGACCCCGCCUUUGCGGACGCAUACACAAAGGACGAGGAACUCCUAUCGCGCUUGUCGACGCGCAAAGAGUUGCGCAAGGGCACCGGCGUCGUCAAGCUCGAUGCCGGUGAGCCGGAAAUCAGGAAAGUCGCUUUAGACGCUUCCUGGGCUGGCUCGGCCGACGGCGGAGACGAAAGCGAUAACGAGGACGAAAAUGAGGAUGAGGAUGAGCUUGCAGGAGACGUCUCUAUAGACCUCGGUGAAGAGGAGAGCGAGGACGACGAGGAAGGCGAAGGCAGCGACGAAGGCGGGGACGAUGAGAAGGAGCCAUCGCCUCCGCGCGGCAAGCGGAAACGCGGCGUGAAGGCCCCCGCUGCUCGUCCAGCAAAAAAGGUGGCCUUUGCGCCUGAGCCCAAGAGCACGAAGCAGGCGCGCUCUGCGGCGGGUGCGAGGCCGCGCGCUAAGGCAGGUGGUGUCGCGUCUCCAACGGCAGCAUCCGCAAAGUCAAAAGCGAAGCCCACUCCUCCAGGCAAGCAAGUCAAGGAGACAAAAUCCGCGUUGAAGAAGACGCCUGCGAGCACGCCGGGCAAGGUUGCCAAUGUGUCUUCGAAAAAAGCCUCGGUGGCGGCGGCGCCUGCGACGCAUGGCGCGGGCGAGGCGUAUGACUUCAAGCAGUUAUUCUAG
Molecule: messenger RNA, 1917 nt
Organism: Postia placenta MAD-698-R-SB12
Lineage: Eukaryota; Fungi; Basidiomycota; Agaricomycetes; Polyporales; Adustoporiaceae
Exons: 10
Coding region: 1-1917 (638 amino acids)
Cellular component (GO): nucleolus
Molecular function (GO): GTP binding; RNA binding
Source: RefSeq, a predicted model, not a curated record